AAUUUUAAUUUUCCACACACAUUUGGGCGCAGGAACGAAAUGACGGCGAGACAACGUAGGAGCAUUCCAAGGAACGAAUCCAUAGGCAAAAGUUUCUCUUCAAGGGGAGGCAAAAAGAGGCCGGCGAGCUUUUACAUUAUCAUCUUUUUCCUCUUUGUCUUGAUAUUCUCAGGCAUCUUUGAGACUGUUCGUCACAUUCGCUUCUCCAAGGCUGCUCUCGCCAGAUUCAAGAGAUAGAGUCGGAAAAUCUGGUCCGAAUGUUUUCCAGAAUUGUUGCAAUUUCAAGGCCAGUUGGUCUCUCCGGGAAACUCUGCAAGCACGCAAACAGUGUGCAGUUUGUCAGAGCUUUCACUGGAGCCCGUAGAGAGGGAGCCACGGAUUAUUCUAGUGGUUCAAAACAUGAGGAUAAAACUGGAAAAGAUGACGAUCCUAUACAUAAUCAGUACAAGGCCUCUCAAAAUCUCUGGGAUACAUUGGUACCAGAGAGGAAUUGGUCCCUUUUCAGUCCACAAUUUUGGAUCCUCUUUGUAGCGACAUGCUCGCUCUAUGUCUAUAAUAGAAUGCAUGAAAAGGAAGAUUCGGUAGAUCUCAUAGAAAAGGAAAGGGAAGCUCACAGGAAAGCUGUGGGCGGACACUAGAACACGUGAUUUAGAGUCGUUUGUUGU
This is a messenger RNA of Theileria equi strain WA, 665 nucleotides long. RefSeq lists its product as hypothetical. The record is from RefSeq and is a predicted model, not a curated record. NCBI's taxonomy places the organism in Eukaryota, Apicomplexa, Aconoidasida, Piroplasmida, Theileriidae. The transcript has 2 exons. The coding region runs from base 258 to 638 and encodes 126 amino acids.